AUGGUCUCUGGGCAUGGUGCUUCGCCCGGGAAUGGUAUCACCGGGGGUUAUACCGGCAACGACAUUGGUUUUAAGAUUGCCAUUGCGACCCUCGCCGCCGUCACCUGGUACAAUGCUAUCGAACUCAUUAUCCUCGUCUUCGUCACCUUCAGCCAGUACCAUGGCCUUUACUUCUGGAGUUUGUUCAUCGCGUCCUCAGUCGGUCUCGUGCCCUACCAGGUUGGCUUCCUGCUGAAGUUCUUCAACUUAACCGACCAGACAUGGCUCUCGGUCACCUUCAUCACCAUCGGCUGGUGGGCGAUGGUCACCGGCCAGUCCCUGGUUCUCUAUUCGCGACUGCAUCUGGUCUUGGACAAUGCACGCAUUCUCCGCCGCGUGCUUGCCAUGAUCAUCGUGGACGCCAUUAUCCUGCACAUUCCUACCACUGUUUUAACUUAUGGAUCCAACCUGGCCGGUGGCCGGGCCGCCUACAUCAACGGAUACAACAUCAUGGAGAAGAUCCAGAUGACCGGCUUUUGUAUCCAGGAAUUUAUCAUCUCCGGUCUGUACAUCUGGGAAACAAUCCGCAUGCUCCGCCUGGACCCCGACAGAGGCAAGCGCAAAAUCAUGUACCAGCUGGUCGCCAUCAACCUGGUCAGUAUCCUGAUGGAUGUCGGCCUGCUGGUGGUUGAGUAUAAAGACAUGUACAUCAUGGAGACGAUGAUCAAAGGCGUGGUAUACAGCAUCAAAUUGAAAUUGGAAUUCGCCGUGCUGGGCAAGCUGGUGCACCUCGUCCGCAGCCAUGUCUGGAAGCCCGAGUCGGUCACCCGCCGCACGUCGGACUUCCCCGAUUUCGUCGACGCAACCCGGGUUACAUCCGAUCUCACCCAUGCAAUGCCAGCCGCACGCAACCGCACGCACCCCUGGAUGGACACGGACGACGUAUCGAUCGCCAUGUUCGAGCAUUCAGGGCUUUCCCGAGACCAAGAGACCGGCCGCUCGGACGUGUCGCAUUCAUGGAGCGGCGAAACCCACACCAAUCAUCCGUAUCCCGAUCGAGAACUUAGUCCGGUGGACUUUACCUCCCUACAUCAGCAGAAGAGCCUCCCAUCCAAAACAUCAACCGAUAGCCCGGGAUGA
Messenger RNA from Aspergillus bombycis, 1119 nucleotides. RefSeq lists its product as uncharacterized. The record is from RefSeq and is a predicted model, not a curated record. NCBI's taxonomy places the organism in Eukaryota, Fungi, Ascomycota, Eurotiomycetes, Eurotiales, Aspergillaceae. The coding region runs from base 1 to 1119 and encodes 372 amino acids. The transcript has a single exon.